Messenger RNA from Acanthosepion pharaonis, 930 nucleotides. Lineage: Eukaryota; Metazoa; Mollusca; Cephalopoda; Sepiida; Sepiidae. The record is from the annotation of a GenBank genome assembly.
AUGGGAAGGAGUUUUUUGUCCAUAAAAUUUAUUAUUAUUAAUAACAUUGUCCUAUCUAUCUAUCUAUCUAUCUAUCUAUCUAUCUAUCUAUCUAUCUAUCUAUCUCAGUCUGUUCAAUCUAUCUAUCUAUCUAUCUAUCUAUCUAUCUAUCUAUCUAUCUAUCUAUUUCACAGUCAUUUUUCUGUCUCAUUCUAUCUAUCUAUCUAUCUAUCUAUCUAUCUAUCUAUCUAUCUAUCUAUCUCAUAUCUAUCUCAGUCUGAUAAUAUCUAUCUCAGUUUUUUUCAUUAUCUAUGUGCCUAUCUCAAUCUAAUAAUAUCUAUCUAUCUAUCUAUCUAUCUAUCUAUCUAUCUAUCUAUCUCAGCCUGUUCAUAUCCGUCUAUCUUAGCUUGUCCAUAUCUAUCUAUCUAUCUCUAUCUAUCUAUCUAUCUAUCUAUCUAUCUAUCUCACCUGUUCUAUCCAUCUAUCUCAGACUGUUCAUAUCCAUCUAUCUCAGAUUAUCUAUCUAUCUAUCUAUCUAUCUAUCUAUCUAUCUAUCUAUCUAUCUCCAGACUGUUCAUUCUAUCUCCCAGUCUCAUCAAUCUAUCUAUCUAUCUAUCUAUCUAUCUAUCUAUCUAUCUAUCUAUCUAUCUCAGGUUUUUCAUUAUCUAUCUCAAUCUCAUAUCUUUCUACAUCUUGCAAUAUCUGUCCAUCUAUUAUUUAUCUCCAACUAUUUACAUUCAUCAAUGUAUCUGUUUCAUUUUAUUAAUAUCUGACUGUUUUCCUUCUAUCUAUCUAUCUAUCUAUCUAUCUAUCUAUCUAUCUAUGUUUCUACGAGGCAUACAACAAUAUCCAACGACAACUGCGGCGAUUUUACAAGCAAUCUCUCUCUCUCUCUCUCUCUCUCUCUCUCUCUCUCUCUCUCUCUCUCUGAAGUACUUAAGUAAACCAUAA